CUUCAAAAAUACUUCACCUGGAAGUUUUGUGCUAGAAAACGAUUCUAUACUAGAAAUGCAAAGCAAAUCUGUUCUGAAUAAACCUUCGUCUAGUGAAUUUGUAGCAAAUAAACUUGUGGAUGAUGAGCUCAUAGAAGAUGAAUCAGUGGGUACCAAAGUUGCAGAAUGCGAAUAUAUAAACGAUGAAUUUGCAGAAGACGAACCUCUAGAAAUUUCAG
Molecule: messenger RNA, 218 nt
Organism: Racocetra fulgida
Lineage: Eukaryota; Fungi; Glomeromycota; Glomeromycetes; Diversisporales; Gigasporaceae
Source: the annotation of a GenBank genome assembly